AUGGCCGCCCUCGCCAACGCCGCUGUGCUCUCGUCCACCUUCGUCGGCCAGAGCGCUGAGCUCGCCGCCAAGGUGAACAAUGUCGAUGCCCGUGUGACGAUGAGGAAGACCGCCAAGGCGGCCUCCAGCAGCGCCUUCUACGGCCCCGACCGCAACCUGUUCCUGGGCCCGUUCUCCUCCCCCCCGUCUUACCUCACCGGCGAGUACCCCGGUGACUACGGCUGGGACACCGCGGGUCUGUCCGCUGACCCCGAGACCUUCGCCAAGAACCGCGAGCUGGAGGUGAUCCACGCCCGCUGGGCUCUGCUCGGUGCCCUCGGCUGCCUCACCCCAGAGCUCCUCGCCGGCAACGGCGUGAACUUCGGCGAGGCUGUGUGGUUCAAGGCCGGUGCCCAGAUCUUCUCCGAGGGCGGCCUUGACUACCUCGGCAACCCCAGCCUGAUCCACGCGCAGUCCAUCCUGGCCAUCUGGGCCACCCAGGUCAUCCUCAUGGGUGCCGUCGAGAGCUACCGCGUGGGUGGCCUCGAGGGCUUCCAAGAGGUUGAGGACCCCCUGUACCCCGGCGGUGCCUUCGACCCCCUGGGUCUGGCUGACGACCCCGAUGCCCUUGCUGAGCUGAAGGUGAAGGAGCUCAAGAACGGCCGCCUCGCCAUGGUGUCGAUGUUCGGCUUCUUCGUCCAGGCCAUCGUCACUGGCAAGGGCCCCCUGGAGAACCUCUCCAGUGCGCCACGCAGUGAGGUGGCGAUAGCAUCAGCGCUGGAGGUGUUUCAGAGCCGAGUGGACCUCUUUCAAGCCGCCUGCGACCGGGCUCAGCAGCAAGUGGACACAGCAAGGCACCGGCUGCUGUCAGAAAGCCUGGUGGACGAAGCAAGAGGCGCAGCAAUUGACACGUCUGCCGUGGGUGCAGCCGGAGGAGAGGGGGAGGCGCAGAUGGUGCUGGGAGCAACUCGGUUGGAGCAGAUCAGCAAGGCAGUGAGAGCCAUGGUGCAGGACCUGCAGCACGGGCAUGCAGACAAACACUGA
Molecule: messenger RNA, 1023 nt
Organism: Closterium sp. Naga37s-1
Lineage: Eukaryota; Viridiplantae; Streptophyta; Zygnematophyceae; Desmidiales; Closteriaceae
Source: the annotation of a GenBank genome assembly